AGUCCAAGAUGGCGGGCUGCAGGCGGAGGCGUCCCGGGGCCGGCGCCCGGCCGCUGCUGUGCGCCCUGCUGCUGGCGCUCUGCCGCUCGGCUGGGGGCGACGGCGCGGGGAGCGACCCCGCGCCCGCGCCGCCGCAUCGCCGCUUCGAGUACAAGUACAGCUUCAAGGGGCCGCACCUGGUGCAGAGCGACGGGACUGUGCCCUUCUGGGCCCACGCGGGGAAUGCCAUUCCAAGUUCAGAUCAGAUUCGAAUAGCACCGUCUUUAAAAAGCCAAAAGGGAUCGGUGUGGACAAAGACAAAAGCAGCCUUUGAGAACUGGGAGGUGGAGGUGACGUUCCGAGUGACCGGAAGAGGUCGGAUUGGCGCAGACGGCCUGGCCCUUUGGUAUACAGCAAACCAAGGCUUGGAUGGGCCCGUCUUUGGCGCAGCGGACAUGUGGAACGGCGUUGGCAUCUUUUUCGACUCUUUUGACAAUGAUGGAAAGAAAAAUAAUCCUGCUAUAGUAAUUAUAGGCAACAAUGGACAGUUCCAUUAUGAUCAUCAAAAUGACGGUGCUAGUCAGGCCCUCGCAAGUUGCCAGAGGGACUUUCGAAACAAACCCUAUCCUGUGCGGGCCAAGAUCACAUAUUACCAGAAAACGCUGACGGUGAUGAUCAACAACGGCUUCACGCCAGACAGGAACGAUUAUGAAUUUUGUGCCAAGGUGGAAAAUAUGGUCGUCCCGGCACAAGGGCACUUUGGAAUAUCUGCUGCCACAGGGGGUCUUGCAGAUGACCACGAUGUCCUUUCUUUCCUGACUUUCCAACUGACGGAGCCUGGGAAAGAGCUGCCUACGCCAGAUAAAGAAAUUUCGGAGAAAGAGAAGGAAAAGUACCAGGAGGAAUUUGAGCACUUCCAGCAGGAGUUGGAUAAAAAGAAGGAGGAGUUCCAGAAGGACCACCCGGACCUGCAGGGGCAGCCCGCAGAGGAAAUAUACGAGUCCGUGGGAGACCGGGAGCUCAGGCAAGUCUUUGAAGGACAGAAUCGGAUUCACCUUGAGAUCAAGCAGCUGAAUCGGCAGCUGGACAUGAUUCUAGACGAACAGAGAAGAUACGUCUCUUCCCUGACAGAGGAGAUCUCCAAGAGAGGAACGGGACCCGCGGGGCAGCCUGGCCAGCUCUCUCAGCAGAACCUGGACACUAUUGUCAACACUCAGCAUGAGAUUCUGAGACAAGUCAAUGAAAUUAAGAAUUCCAUGAGCGAGACCGUCAGGUUGGUGAGCGGCAUCCAGCACCCCGGGUCCGCGGGGGCCGUGUACGAGAGCACGCAGCACUUCAAUGACAUAAAGGAGCACCUCCACGUCGUGAAACGCGAUAUCGACCACCUGGUGCAGCGCUCGGCGCCGGCAAAUGAAAGGCCCAAAUGCCCGGAACUUCCACCAUUUCCAUCCUGUUUGUCGACGAUGCACUUUGUCAUUUUUGUAGUGGUACAGACGAUGUUGUUCAUUGGUUAUAUCAUGUAUAGGACUCAGCAAGAAGCAGCUGCCAAAAAAUUCUUUUGACCACAAUUUUCAUAUGUGUACCAUGUAUGUAUGUACAAAAUGUCUUGUGAGGGAAUGGAAGUAUCUAAAUGGCUUCAUAGUCUAAAUUAUUACAUCUUGUAUAAAAUAACUGUUGAAACACUGAUUUGCAGUAAGAAUAAACCUUAAAGACAACCACAUGUAAAUUGUGUAUAGUACAUAAAUGUAUUUAAAUGCAAGUGAAUUUCCGGCCAGUAGAAUUCAGCCAUUGAAAAGAAUAUUGAUAAAGAAAACAGUGCGGGCGGCCCUUGGCUGUCAACCGUCAUCCAGCUCACAGGGGUGGGCGGUUUCUACUUAACAGGAGCGCACUCGCCGUCCCGGCCCCUGGAAGUAUGAUGUCUAGUCCAGAACCCCCAUCAGAUUGUCAAAGGUCAGGGUUUCCUGCUCUUGCCGACCAGCCGUCCAGUCCUGUCAGACCCCCUGAAACCUGAGACUGUUUUGCCCGGGAGCCGCAGGCUGUGGAGAAUACUUCAGGUUCCUGGGUGCGUUUCCCCCACUCUGGUCAUCAGUGAAGUGAGGGGAGGAUGCUUUGAGCUACUCCUCGCCUGGGAAACGGUUCCAGCGUUCCUCUGAGAAAGGCUUCUCUGGGCGCUGUGCUGUCUGCCCUGUGUGGGUCGCCCAGCCUCAGGUGUCUUGGUUCCGGCGGGUGCGGUCAGGACCUGGGAAACUACUUUCGAGUGCAUCCUUGCAAGGCUGUUUCUCCCGCCUGAGCAUCACGCCAGUUCUCCUCAGAGCGUAUGUUCCGAGAGGGCAUUGCAGUCUUCCACGAGGCCCUUCUUCACUUCCUGUCUCCUCAGCCUGCGACUGCAGCCCUGUCAGCAUCAAAGAGGCAGUAGUCAAAGCAGCAUUAAAAAUUCUUAAGGCAGAAUUUGAUAAAUAAGGUCAGUACUUUGCAUCUCUCUUAAAGCCCUAAGUAAGGAAGCUGUGAAGUGUGUGCUGGUCAGCUCGGCCUUGAGGCGUCCAGCUGAAGGACCAGCGACCGUCCUUGUGUAGGGGUGUCAGAAAGCCGGGCUCGGAGUGACAUUCUGUAGUAAAUACAGCUCUCUGCUUGUCUGCACCGUUGCUGUGGAUUUCUUUAUGCUGGCUACAAGAUGCUCUUUCCGCUGACGUGGUCAUCUUCCAUUGCCCUAGAGUCCAGAAUGAUGUUUUUCUCCCAGAAACUGCUCUUCCGCGCCUUCCUACGAUUUCUCUCAGUUGUCCUUUACGGAUUGAGCUCACUGCAGCCCGUGCAGACUCUACCCACUCGCAGGAUCUUUGGACACACACUGUCUUGCUUGUCCCCAUAGACAAUGCCUCACUCACCUCUGCCUUGCUGACAACAUCAUCACCACAGAAUUUAUUCUUUGCAGAGGGUGGGGGAGCCAGAGGGUGGGGGGAGGUCACCUAUAGAGCAAUGUGUGAACGCUUAGGAACGGCUCCUGCUGUAAGAGGCUGCAGAUUCCCGGCGGUAGAGAAGGUCAUGGUGGAACUGGUGGAGGGUAGCAGAGCUGUGCUGUGGGCGCGUGCAGGCUAACUCAGGGGCCUGAUGCAUGUGGAGGCCGCAGUUGGGAAGGCAUGCACACGGAGCUCUCCCACUUCACUAGAUCAGAAAAAAAAAAGUUUGCACAGGGUGGGGUUGAGCUUAGGCUUCCGAGUUCUGUUUCUUUUCCUCAAAAUCAUUGACUUGCCCUUCAUUUUGAGAGAAAAAAAAAUGUUCAUUCUGUGGAAAAAUCAGUCACUGCCAGAAUUCUGCCAUUUCUAUACUCUUUCUAUGAGUGAAUUUGUUAACUUUCCUCACACCAGCAAGUAUUCUACGGGUGCCUUGGAUUCCAACAGAAACUGAUUUUAAAUUUUUAGUGUAACUCACCGUGUGUAUGAUGCCAACUUGUCAGAAAAAUGUAAUCACCUAAUGGCUAAUACCGUUCUUUAAUGUACCUGUUUGUGUUUUAAUUGUUUAAGUGUUUUAGGCAGUUUUAAAACUUCACUCUGAAGCCAAGCACCAUGAACUAUAUGUGUUGCUGUGUAUUGGAGAAAUCGGUUUCUCGUGAUCAAGGAUUGUUAGACAUUCAGGUUCCAGGGGGCAGAUAAAAGAGCAGGGAGGAUGUCUGCCGUGCACACAGCUUACCCGGGUUUGACCCCUGCAUCCCAUAGGGUGCCCCACGCACCAUCAGGAGUGAUCCCUAAGUGCAGAGCCAGGAGUGGGCCCUGGGUGGUCCCAAAACAAGAACAAAGAACACAGGUUCCAGGGCACCUUUGCAAACUGGCUGAUCAUAGCUCAGAUGAGGAAGUGUUGGGGGGGGGGCUUCAGAAUGCCUGCAUCAGCAGGGCCCUGGGGGACUUGUGUUUGGAGAACUAUCAAGAUGAGGGAGUAAAGUAAAUAAGUUGUUUUGUGUUGGCAUCGAGCCAAACCGAGAGCGUAGUGAACUGCAUCACUGUCAGGAGCAGACGCACCGACUGCCCCGCUCACAGUAUGCUCCUCGGUCUUUGGACAAGACUAGCUUCCUCAGCAACUUCAGACAAACCCAGAUCCUUUUCCUGUAGUUCCUGGAAAUCCGGCUGAUGACUUGAAACUGACAGACUCCGACUCAUGGCCUGACUCUGACAACACCCAUCUCCAGGUCUGCUUUCCUGAGGGGGAUUCUUGUGACAUUUUUAUCUCAGACACUUGUACUUUUUGAUAACUCGGGGAAAAGAAAUUACUUGAACAAGGGAUCGCCUGACACCCUGCAUUGCAGAAAUACAAUCUUUAUAUGUAAAAAACACAAAUACUAAUUGUGACUAUCCAGACGUGAUGAUCUUUUCCUGUCCGCGUGCUUGUUGCAAGCCGGUGGUAAACAAAUGAUUCUGUUGAAGAUGCUUUUAUUUAUGAGAGCUAAUGUAAAGUCACCACUUGCAACUUUUCAGAUCUCUAUGUUGCCUGUUUAAUAUAAUUCUUUUUAAGUCUAAAAGUUUUCUAGCCAUCGUUUAUUUCGAUUCGAUAACAUUUUUGUCAAGUAUUGUUGGUUUUUUUUUUUCUGGUUGUUACUUGAUGCUAGAUGGAAUUUUAAAAAUGACAUUGACCUAUUCAAAUAAAGAAAUAUUUUAGUAAA
Molecule: messenger RNA, 4627 nt
Organism: Sorex fumeus (smoky shrew)
Lineage: Eukaryota; Metazoa; Chordata; Mammalia; Eulipotyphla; Soricidae
Gene: LMAN1
Product: lectin, mannose binding 1
Exons: 13
Coding region: 9-1541 (510 amino acids)
Biological process (GO): endoplasmic reticulum to Golgi vesicle-mediated transport; Golgi organization; endoplasmic reticulum organization
Cellular component (GO): COPII-coated ER to Golgi transport vesicle; endoplasmic reticulum-Golgi intermediate compartment; endoplasmic reticulum membrane
Molecular function (GO): D-mannose binding
Source: RefSeq, a predicted model, not a curated record